AUGGCCGGCGAAGAUCUCUACAUCGGGUGCUAUUACAAGGGAAAGCAGAUCAGAAACUUCACCGACCUUGGUGCGGCUUAUCGCGACUCGCAGCCUGAGCCUUCCUGCUGGAAGGCCGUCCGUGAGGAGCCCAAGGCUGAACCUGAACCUGAACCCGCGUGCGAGCCCCAGACGUCCAACGCCGGUGCCUACGGCGGCUAUGGAGGUGCACAGUUUGGGGGCUACGCAGGCGUCUCCGGUGGAUUUAGCAUGCCCUAUGGAGGGGGCUUUGCCAGCCAACCGAUGGACCCUCAAUACGCCGCAAUGUACAGUGGUGGCGGCCAGCAUCAAGCUUCUCCAUACCAGGCCAUGUAUGGUGGCAGCCAGCCCGGCGCCUACGGAGCGAUGUACGGCAGUGGCCAGCAGGCCCAACAGCCCCAGCACCCCUACGGUACCAUGCAUGCGGGUGGACAAACUGCCGUCUCUCCGUACGGUGCCAUGUAUGGUGGCGGGCAGCAGAUGGCCUCCCCUUACGGCGCAAUGUAUGGCGGCGGCAUGCCCAGUGGUGGACCGUUCGGUAGCAUGGGUGGUGGGUACUUUGGCGGCUACGGCGGCGGUCACAUGUAA
Molecule: messenger RNA, 606 nt
Organism: Apiotrichum porosum
Lineage: Eukaryota; Fungi; Basidiomycota; Tremellomycetes; Trichosporonales; Trichosporonaceae
Exons: 1
Coding region: 1-606 (201 amino acids)
Source: RefSeq, a predicted model, not a curated record